This is a messenger RNA of Pneumocystis jirovecii RU7, 1906 nucleotides long. RefSeq lists its product as uncharacterized. Gene Ontology annotation, cellular component: cytosol; nucleus; ribonucleoprotein complex. NCBI's taxonomy places the organism in Eukaryota, Fungi, Ascomycota, Pneumocystomycetes, Pneumocystales, Pneumocystaceae. Gene Ontology annotation, molecular function: poly(U) RNA binding; poly(A) binding; mRNA 3'-UTR binding. The transcript is spliced from 7 exons. The coding region runs from base 53 to 1906 and encodes 617 amino acids. The record is from RefSeq and is a predicted model, not a curated record.
AGACACUUUUUUAAAAAUCAACUAUUCAAAAUUUUUAUAUACUUACUAUUUAAUGUCUGUUACAGAUACAUCUUAUAUUUCUGUUUCACUUGAUGCAGAACCCUCAUUGAUAUCAGCAAUGACAUCACUCAGUGUUACAGGUACAAAUAAUGUUACUGUUUUAACAUCAAAAGAAUCUAUUUUUGAUGAUGCGUAUAAGCAUAUCAAUACACCUUUAACUCCUGUAUCUAAUGAGGCAUCACCUGCUAAACAACUAAACCUUCUAUCUUUACAACGAUCAAAUAAUAACACAAAUUUACCAUCACCGCCUUCUUCGUCACCAUUGCUUUCAGUUCAGGAUCAAAAACAGCCUACAUCGAACUCAUCAUCUGUAAAACAAAAACCUACACAAGACAUUAUGAGCACAAACGCACAACUUGAAUUUACUCCUAUUGUUGGAUACCAAUAUAAUAAUAAUAAUAUUUUAUAUAAUACUAGAGGAAAAUAUAUUCGAAAUACUAAUCUAAAUGCUACAAGCAAAUGUCCAGCAGAUCGUCAACAUACAUAUACUAUGAACUCUUUUCUAAGAAAUCAUCCAACACAUAUUAGACCUACUUGGUUUACACCACAUAAUCCUCAUCCUUCUUCAUUAUAUCAUUCAAUUCCAGCAGCUAAUAUGAUUCCAAAUCCAAUAAUAAAUACCAAUGCUUUUACAGCAACAUCAGGUGCCUACAGAUAUCCUGGACAUGUUCACACAUCAAUGUCUUCUAUUUAUUCUUCUUCGCCACAACUUCCUUCUACUCCAUUGAGUCCUCAAAUUGCUGGAAUGAUUGCAGCAGGUCCUCCUGUACCUGCCCCAGUUCCUUCAAUAUUUCCAGGUCCAACUUAUUAUGAUACCCUCGAAUCAUCUCUUCAAAAUCCUAAUAAAACAACUAAUGUUUAUAUUAGGGGACUUCCUCCGGAUACUACUGAUGAAAGUUUAUACAUUCUAGCAUCUAGAUUUGGGAAAAUUCAUAGUAGCAAAGCAAUUCUUGAUACACAAUCGGGAACAUGCAAAGGAUUCGGAUUUGCAUGUUUUGAACAAGAAGAAGAAGCAAAAGCAUGCAUUGCUGGCCUAAUGCAUUUUGGUUAUCAAGUAUCUUUUGCUAAAGAAUCUUUUAGCACAAGGCUUAAAAAUUUAGCAGAUCCAGGAUCAACUAAUUUAUAUUUAUCUAAUCUUCCUUUGAAUAUGCAUGAAAAAGAUUUAGAAGAGCAAUUUGCUCCAUAUAAAGUUAUUUCUAAUCGUAUUCUUAGAGAUUCAAAUAAUAUUAGCCGAGGUGUUGGGUUUGCUAGAAUGUCAGAUAGAGAAGCCGCUGAUGCGAUAAUUGAAAACUUUGAUGGUAAAAAAUUGCCAGGUGCUACAAUGCCAUUACAAGUACGAUAUGCAGAUUCUCCAUCUCAAAAACGCCUUAAAGGUCAAACUGCUCGACGUAGAUUAUGGAGAGCUCGAGAAUAUAAUGCUUUAACAGGCCGUACUAUAAUAGAUGAUUCAUUAGGAUUCUCUGGUUUAGGGCUAGGUAUAGAUCGUUACGGUAUUCAACAUAGUGGAACUGGUAUCACAGAUCUUCAUGACGAACUAUCCAAUUCUGGAACAUUCUCGAACUUACAAAUUGCAGGAAUAGCAGGAUAUCCUUCUCUUAAUUAUGAACCACAUAUACAAUCAUUUGUUUGGGAUAUGAAUCAUGCUCAUACUUCAUAUUUUAAGCAUCAUCUACAAAAAUCAUCGAUAAAUAACAAAUCAAAAUCAUUAUCAGAAACAUCAAUUUUAAAUCCAACAUCAGUUCCAUGUGAAACAAAUUCAGAAACAAAUAAUCAAGAUUCAGAAGUUAUAAAACAAAAAGAUAUAAUAUAUCGUUUAGUAGAUAAUAAUGUUCAGGUUAAAUUUUAA